Hyaloscypha bicolor E is the source of this 2871-nucleotide messenger RNA. Its product is annotated as glycoside hydrolase family 31 protein. Bases 210 to 2552 code for a protein of 780 amino acids. Gene Ontology annotation, biological process: carbohydrate metabolic process. The record is from RefSeq and is a predicted model, not a curated record. Gene Ontology annotation, molecular function: hydrolase activity, hydrolyzing O-glycosyl compounds; carbohydrate binding. NCBI's taxonomy places the organism in Eukaryota, Fungi, Ascomycota, Leotiomycetes, Helotiales, Hyaloscyphaceae. The transcript has 4 exons.
CUACGUCCAAGUAGAAAAGGGUCUUUAGCCGGAAUGUAGGUAAGGGCUUAGAGCUCCGGCUUUUUUAACUCAUUGAUCUUCCAUCUAUUCAAGAUAUCGAUUUGUUCUGAGGAGAGCUGGAAAGGGCAACGAGCUCCUUUGAUCCUAUCCUGUACUUGCUCCUUUAGAAGUCCCGCUUUCCCUUUAGAUAUCCCUCCAGCUAUCUUGCAAUGAAGUUCCGCGAUGGCAUGUGGCUAGUGGCCGAAGGGAAACGUCCAGAGUAUGCGGAAGAUGUGUACUCAAUCACCCAGCACCCGGCAGGAAACGCAUUGAGCUUGCUCUGCCCGACGAAGAAGAUUCUGGAACGAUUUGACUCGUUGAAUCUGCCAACACUAACAAUCGACAUUCGAGCUCCAUUCGACGGUGUGAUUUCCGUCGAAACGACACACUGGCUUGGAGCUCUCAACCCCGCCCCUCACUUCGACCUCUACCCUGCGGGGAAACCAGAAACUAGCGAUGCCGAAAUCAUACAGACGGAUUCGGCGGUUACACUCAAGUCUGGCUCGAUCUCUGCGACAGUUAAAACCUCAGACCAUGACUUCGACAUCCGAUUCCAUGCUACAGAUGGCUCGAAGGAGCUUACCUCGCUGCUCAAUCGCAGUGUAGGGUUUACAUACAGCCCAGGACCGGGCAACAUGAUGCAGACCGGGGACAUGUCGAAAUUCCAACACUACGUUUUCACACAGACAACGCUCUCGGUUGGGGAGUCGGUUCAUGGUUUGGGCGAGAGAUUCGGGGCCUUCAAUAAAGUCGGACAAGCUAUUACACUCUGGAACGCGGAUGGUGGAACAUCAAGCGAUCAGGCAUACAAGAACGUUCCGUUUUGGAUGAGCUCAAGAGGAUAUGGGAUCUUCAUCGAUACGCCGGACAAGGUUGAACUUGAGGUUGGGAGCGAGAGAUGUUGCAGAGUCCAGACAAGCAUUGAAGGGCAACGACUGAAAUGGUACAUCAUCCACGGUCCAACUCCUAAGGAGGUCUUGCAGAAAUACUCGAUCCUGACCGGCAAGCCUGGAAAGGUCCCCAGCUGGAGCCAUGGGCUUUGGCUAAGCACCAGCUUCACAACAAAUUACGAUGAAAAGACAGUCAAUUCGUUCCUCGAAGGCAUGAAGGCACGAGAUAUACCGGUUGAAGUAUUCCAUUUCGAUUGCUUUUGGCUGAGAGCUUUCCAUUGGUGUGAUUUCGUUUUCGAUUCCGAGAUGUUCCCAGACCCAAAGGCCCAAAUUGAACGGCUGAAAGCAUCUGGACUCGUCAAGAAAGUCUGCGUCUGGAUCAACCCUUACCUCUCCCAAGCAUGCCCAGUCUUCAAGCUGGCAGCCAGCAAGGGCUACCUCCUGAAACGUACGAACGGCGAUAUUUUUCAGUGGGAUAUGUGGCAAACCGGCAUGGGUAUCGUUGAUUUCACUAACCCCGAAGCCUGCGAAUGGUUCGUCAGCUGUCUGCAAAGUCUCUUUGACAAGGGAGUCGAUGCCAUCAAAACCGAUUUCGGUGAGAGAAUUCCGUCUAUUGACGUAGAGUGGUUCGAUUCCUCACUCAGUCCCCGCAAAAUGCAUAACUACUAUGCGUUCUUGUAUAACAGGGUCGUUUAUGAAGCACUGCAAGACAGAUUUGGAGAGAAUGAAGCUGUGUUGUUCGCUCGAGCUGCAACAGCUGGAACCCAACGUUUCCCACUCCAAUGGGGCGGCGAUUGCGAAUCCACCCCGGAAGCCAUAGCGGAGUCUGUUCGUGGUGGACUAUCUCUUGGCUUAUGCGGAUACUCGUUUUGGUCUGUAGACAUCGGAGGAUUCGAAGGUUAUCCUCCACCUUGGAUCUACAAGCGAUGGGUAGCAUUUGGUCUUCUCUGCUCCCACAGCCGUCUCCACGGCAGUAAUUCCUUCCGCGUCCCAUGGACAGUUGACAACGACGAUAAAACCGAUCAAGGCUGCUCGAAGAUCUUGGCAAAGUGGACGGCGUUGAAAGCUCGCCUGAUGCCCUACAUCUUCGCUCAGGCCCAAAAAGCAGUCGAAGAAGGCCUCCCAUUAUCCCUCCGAGCAAUGUGUCUCGAGUUCCCAGAUGAUCCCACUUCUUGGUUUCUCGACCGCCAAUUCAUGUUUGGAGACAGUCUCCUCGUGGCACCAAUCUUCGAGGAGUCGGGAGACGUCGAGUUUUACCUCCCCAAAGGCCGCUGGACGAAUUUCUUCACCAAUAAAACGAAAGACGGGCCUGGUUGGUUCAAAGAAAAGCAUAACUUUGAUACCCUACCGCUUUAUGUCAGAGAGAAUACCAUUCUUGUGCUCGGUAAGUGGCAUGAGACAAGGACGGUGUACGAUUAUUCGAAGGGUGUGGAAGUUUGUCUUUAUCAGACGAGUUCUGGUGCGAAGACCACGUUGGUCGAUGCGGAGGGGGAGGAAAUUGGCGUUUUGAAGGUAGGCGCUGAUGGACAUUUAGUUGAUCAGGAGUUUCUAGAUGGGGCGUGGCAUGUCACGAAGAAUGGGAGGAGUACUAUCAAGACGGGAAGUAAGGCGAUUGAGGGGUGAGGGGUCCUUGGAGCUCACCACAGCCCCGCAGUUAAAUAUUAGGGCUCAAGGGAUACGGUAUACGUGUAUUCUUGAAUGAGGAAGCAGGUUUCGCAUAGUAAUGGUUCCUUUCUUUUCAUGUUCCUGCAGAGACGUAUCUGGUGUGCGAAAGCUGGGCCGCCUCGUCUGGUGGCACCGCCUUUUUUAGGGCUGGUUAGGGGAGUUGGUUGGCGGAUAAAGUCGCCGACAGCCCGACAUGACCCCGCGUUCCAGGCUAGAAACUUUGCAGGCUCUCAUCUGACAAAACGAUCUUCCUUCCAACUUCAUUUCUACAUGGAAG